Molecule: messenger RNA, 801 nt
Organism: Punctularia strigosozonata HHB-11173 SS5
Lineage: Eukaryota; Fungi; Basidiomycota; Agaricomycetes; Corticiales; Punctulariaceae
Exons: 7
Coding region: 6-695 (229 amino acids)
Biological process (GO): post-translational protein targeting to endoplasmic reticulum membrane
Cellular component (GO): TRC complex
Source: RefSeq, a predicted model, not a curated record
UGCCGAUGUUCGAAGGUCUUAACGGGUACUCUCCCAUGCAGAGCGAGGCAGAGCUAGCGACGCAAACGCUCAACGAAGAGUCAAGCUUGCGAUUCCCGUCGUUUUCCGCCAACGAUGCCGUGACCUUAGGGUUGUCCCUGCGCAAGCGAUUCCGUACGACGUCCAAGCACCACAAAGGCGUCGGCAUGGUCAUUUCCAUACAAACCAUUCAGGGCCAUACCCUCUUCUCGUGUACGGUAGGCGACUUGGGCGAUGUAUCAGGAAUAGGAGAUGUCAACAUGCAUGCGUGGUCGACGCUGGAGGGGAUGAUCAACGUGGUGCGGCAAACGGGUCAUAGCAGUUUCUACGUCGAGAAGGGCAUGGCGGCGAUCGGUAAGACAUCGUCACAGCUCGGCAUCCAGAAUCAAUAUCGAGUACAAGGCGGAGCGUUCCCGAUAUGGCUCGAGAACGCGCUCUGCUGCCCUAUCGCGGUCGUAGCAUGUUACUCAGGAUCAAGUUCUGAAGAUCAUCGAAUCGUUGUAACGGCGCUACGGGAUUACCUCAAGAAGAUGAGAAACCCCUCUCCCCCGCCUCCUGGUCGACCGCCGAUGUCGAUGAACACGAACUUUGUUCCAGACCACGUUCCAGAACGAGAGAGCUCUGAAUGGAUAGGGGAUCAUGCUUCCAACGGCCUGUCACUGAGGCCUAAUAUGUGAAGCCUAGUGCUGUUUAGUGGUAUAGAACUUGCUGAGUAGCCUGGGAUGCUUUUCGCCACUGCACUGAUGUAAUAUUUCAAGCAAUAUGUACGCGUAACAAUCUCUG